UAAGGCAAAGGUAAAGUGGCUUCUGACGUAACGGGCUUAGAAGAGGAGGAGGCGCUGGAGAGGAGGAGGACCGUGCGUUGGCGAUACUGCAAAGGGAGAGCUCUUUCGCGUGUCGCCCCUUUACAGAUAUCGCGAAGACCCGAAGAGAGAGCGUGGCUACCUCCAGUCAACAACAACCCCCGCCCCCUUCACUCUCUGCACAGACAUGUCUUCUCACACAUCCCGCUGCCAGUGAACGUCACGAUCCUGAAACUGCCAGCAUGACUUCGUACCUCCAGAUUGCAGACGAUGAAAAGGGGCAUGAAUUGGAUCUAUUCUGUGUGCCAAGACAUUAUGAGAACGAUUUGGAUAAAGUUAUCAUCCCCCAUGGACUCAUAAUGGACAGGACUGAGCGCUUGGCCCGUGACAUAAUCCAAGACAUGGGAGGACACCACAUCGUUGCCUUAUGCGUUCUAAAGGGAGGCUACAAGUUCUUUGCAGAUCUCUUGGACUACAUAAAAGCCCUGAACCAGAACAGCGAUAAAUCAGUGCCGCUGACAGUGGAUUUCAUUAGAGUAAAAAGCUACUGUAAUGACAAAUCUACCAACAACGUCAAAGUUAUCGGUGGGGAUGAGCUGUCCAAACUUGCUGGCAAGAAUGUUUUAAUUGUAGAGGACAUUGUAGAGACUGGGCGAACCAUGCAGACGCUACUGUCCCUGCUUAAUGAAUGCAAUCCCAAAAUGGUUAAAGUUGCAAGUCUCCUGGUGAAGAGGACCCCGAGGAGUUCAGGAUACAGACCAGAUUAUAUUGGCUUUGAGGUGCCUGAUGCCUUUCUCGUGGGAUAUGCUCUGGACUACAACGAGUACUUUAGAGAUCUUAGUCACAUCUGCAUACUAAAUGAACAGGCACGGGAGAAGUACCGAGUGUGACUUGGAAGACUGAAAUGAUGGACCCACAUGGAAUCACUGUGAUGAAUCUACCUUAUGUUUGCUGUGUUUUCAAUUGUAUUUAUUUUUUUAUGUGGCGUGUAAAUAAUAUAAGAACAUUUCUGUACCUCUAUAUUUAAAUAUUGAAAUAAUUGAAUGUUCUGAACAUAUGCAGAGUUUAGUGCAUAUUUAUAUCUUAUUGCUAUGAUAAUGUUAUUUUUAGUUUCAGUGGAUUUAUUAUUUAUAAGGCUAUAGUUUAUCAGUCAGGGUAAUCCAUAGUUUUUCACUUGGCAUUAUGCCGUAAAAUGACUCUGAAUGUACUGUAUUUUAUUUAUUUAUUUAAUAUUCUUAUUUCCAAAGAGAACCUGUUAAAAAGCAAUACAAUUUCUGUUUAAACCAAA
This is a messenger RNA of Boleophthalmus pectinirostris (great blue-spotted mudskipper), 1306 nucleotides long. RefSeq names its product hypoxanthine phosphoribosyltransferase 1, like (gene hprt1l). Lineage: Eukaryota; Metazoa; Chordata; Actinopteri; Gobiiformes; Gobiidae. The transcript is spliced from 9 exons. Bases 261 to 908 code for a protein of 215 amino acids. The record is from RefSeq and is a predicted model, not a curated record. Gene Ontology annotation, biological process: hypoxanthine metabolic process; IMP salvage; GMP salvage. Gene Ontology annotation, molecular function: magnesium ion binding; hypoxanthine phosphoribosyltransferase activity.